Molecule: messenger RNA, 192 nt
Organism: Peronospora matthiolae
Lineage: Eukaryota; Oomycota; Peronosporomycetes; Peronosporales; Peronosporaceae
Source: the annotation of a GenBank genome assembly
AUGAAAUACGUGGCAGGAACAGUCGUCGCCUUUUUUUUAGGAUCAUUCGCAGAAACGUCACUCGAGGUCGAACAGCGUCUUGACGAGAAGGGAGGCAAUAGCAGUUUCAAUGUGGAAUACGACGAGCAGACUGGGAACACGCUGUCGCAACUGGCAGCAUUUGCGGCACUGCCCAAGCAUUUGCCAAUUUAA